CCUGGCAACAUCUUCAACUAUUGAAGAUUUAUUGGAAAAACACAGCUCACUGUCCCGCAUAGUACGAAUCAUAUGUUACGUAUCACGUUUCAUAACAAACCUACGACAUCGCGUGACGUAUGCGCAGCCGGCUACGUCGGGCGAACAUGACUCCCUAGGCGUUUUGCAAAACAAACCUAUAUACACGAACUACUUGACAACUAAGGAAAUUGAAAAUGCAUACAAUAUUAUGGCAAAAGUAGUACAGCGGCAAGAGUUUGACAAAGAUAUAACUGACAUCGUGCUCAUCAAGGAAGACUUUUUACCACCCGCGAAGUGGGCCAUGGGUCGCGUGACAGACGUACAUCACGGCAAGGACGGAUACGUCCGUGUUGUUACGCUAAAAACAAAAGGAAGAGAAAUCCAAAGACCCGUGGUCAAAAUAGCUCCGUUGCCUAUUCAAAAGUCAGAACAAACCAGUCCCAUAGACCCGGACAUGAAAUCUGACUCCGUUCCACCAAAAACGCAUAAACGAGCACGAGGCAAUAAACAAUGUUUUAUAACAUCGAUGUUACUGUUGUUCAUGACAUGUGUGCUACCGGCUACCGCCCAGACACUCCAUAUUGACAAGAUACAAACCAACAACUCGCUUUAUUUUGACAAAAUUGCAGACAUAAGGAUCAUACAGGACGAGUGGAAGAUGGUCGCAUUUUACAACAUGACGACAUAUUGGGAUAGCAUAUGUUCAAUCGAAAAGUACAUUCAACUUAUAAAAACAAAAUGCAACAAUGACUACACAUGUGCUCCAAUUAUUGCACAAUUCGAACACGAGUUAAAUGAACUGCGUCACUACAACGAUUUGCUGACAAGUCACCCUAACACAAACCGCCAACGAAGAGGUCUAGCCAAUGGAGUCGGCUAUUUAGCUAAUACCUUAUUUGGCGUACUUGAUGAUAGAUUUGCAGAAAAAUACGAAAAGGAUAUUGACACAAUUACGAAGCGAGAAGAUCACAUCUUCAACUUGUACAAAAACCAGACAUCCAUACUUGAAGCUCACAACAAUAUUCUCAAACGCAACGAGAUUAUCAUGAAGAAUCAAUUUGACUCAAUUGCAAAAACCGUCCAUAAUCUAAUCGAAGAUGUGAAUCAAGCACAAUCCACGAGUUUACGUUUACUGAACUCGUUCUCGCUACUUUCGUCUAUGGUAGCGGCGGAUGUCAUCAUCUCAAAUUUAAGAAGAAUUCAAGAUACCCUAGUUGACACCGUCACUGACAUAUACCAUGGUCGAUUAAACGUGCAUUUACUACCCCCGAUGCAACUCCAACAACAGUUAGAACUGAUAUCGGGGCAUAUACAGGAUGACCUCACCAUUCCAGUUGACAGCGCUGAAGACCUGUACGGAUUGCUCCAUAUCCACGUAAAAGUGACUCGAAAGACCUUAAUAAUGGAGAUACGCCUACCAUUAUUAAACCGUGAACAGUUCGAGUUAGACUCUAUUAUCGACCUUCCACGCAGAAACGGAGACAACGCCCUUUACAUCUCAACAGCAACGAAAUACAUUGCAAUCAACGUCAAGAAAGACACCAUAAUUCCAAUGACAGAAACUGACAUUCACGCAUGCAGCGCUCACAAAAAUGAUAAAAUGCUCUGUACUUUAAAUCACCCUGUAUACACAAUGAAAGUCGGUGAAUCUAUUUGUGACAUGCAAUUGCUAUUAAACAACAAUAACAAACCUUAUUGCCAAGCGACAGCCAAGAAAUGCGCUGACAGGUGGAUCAAAUUACAUGCACAGGACACCUGGCUGUAUUCCUACUGCCAAGAGCACCCGAUACGCGUGAUAUGUGAUAACGGCGUAUCCACUGAGACAUUGAUCGACACGGGUUUGGUCACAAUUCCUGCAGGAUGCGCAAUAAGAGGAAAAUCCUUCGUCAUACAUUCACAACAUGAUUACAAGAGUCAAAUGUUUGUGCAAGACUUGUACAUGGAAAUUCCGAAAAUAUCACCGAUCAAUGACGUAAUGAAAACAUCCUUACCGAAAGAUGUUCCUAUUUUAACAGAAGAUCAUAACGAAGAAUUUCUUGACAUAAGCCAGAAAUUAACGGCCAUUAAAGAAGCACAUUUGGACACAUUUGAUAGAAAUGACACCACACAUUACGUCAUAAUCUACAUUGCAUUGGGAAUUACUUCAACCAUAACUAUUAUACUUGCUAUCUGCAAAUUGAAACGCAAGUCGACGCCUACUCAACCUGACACCCCACUGCAAGCAGUACUAUCACUGACCCCUGCGGCCGCUCCUGCGACGACGAGCACGUCGGCGCCUCAGCGUGCUACGUCCUUCUCAGACAUCCCAAUGACGCCGCAGCAGAGACGAAAAGUUAGCUUUAGGGACUUAAAUGAAGAAACAUAAUCAUUUACUUACCUCUUUUACAGUGUUCACUACUAUUUUUAUAGCAUUUCUUUGUUAAAUUGACAUAUGGUUUUUACUCAUUUAUUUAACGUCUAUAAUUUUGCAUACUCUUAGGUUGCUUCUCGUUGUUUUGCUUUAUAAGUGGCAGUAUGUACGAUCUAGCUAUCGUACAGCGUAGGAAUAGCAUGUACUGUAGCAAUGCCUUUACGCAAAUAUGCGCACUCGCGCGACCUAGAUUAUUUAUUCAACACGUGUAAUUGCAUUAAGUACCAAAAUCAGUGCAUUAAAGACUAUGGUUAACAACAAACGUAUGUGAGUUAUUUAUGGGUUCCUGGGAUUCUGACAGUACCGUCAACU
This is a messenger RNA of Leguminivora glycinivorella, 2743 nucleotides long. RefSeq lists its product as uncharacterized. The coding region runs from base 230 to 2386 and encodes 718 amino acids. NCBI's taxonomy places the organism in Eukaryota, Metazoa, Arthropoda, Insecta, Lepidoptera, Tortricidae. The record is from RefSeq and is a predicted model, not a curated record. The transcript is spliced from 2 exons.